GGCUGGCUCACCUAGCAAGACAUAUGAGUCUCCUAUAUCUCCAAGCAGGGAUGGUCUUAUAAGUAACAAAGUCUUGCCUUUCUCCAGAGAGCUGACAUUCCCCAGCCCAUCGUCACCAUGGAGACCCCGAACAACUAUGUGCUGAUCCAUGGGAAGAACAUAUCCCAUAAUACCAUUGUGGGCUCCGCUGCUGGGGCCCACAUGUCCAUCGACAAACUGUUCCCAGCUCUCCUUGAGUGCUUUGGUAUCAUAUUGUGUGGUUACAUAGCUGGCAGGGCAGAUAUCAUCACAGAGAGCCAGGCGAAGGGUUUGGGCAACUUUGUGUCUAAGUUUGCUCUUCCAGCUCUGCUCUUUAAAAACAUGGUGUUGCUGGACUUUGGAGACGUCAUCUGGGCGUUUCUCUGGAGCGUCCUGGUUGCUAAGGUGACAGUGUUUGUGCUCGUAUGUGUGUUGACACUGAUGGUGGCCAGUCCAGACAGCAGGUACAGCAAGGCGGGUCUGUAUGCAAUCUUUGCUACGCAGAGCAAUGACUUUGCCCUGGGAUACCCCAUAGUUGAUGCUUUGUAUCGGAGCACAUAUCCAGAAUACCUCCAGUACAUCUAUCUAGUUGCCCCGGUCUCCCUCAUGCUCCUCAAUCCCAUCGGCUUCGCUCUUUGUGAGGUGCAGAAGUGGAGGCAGGCCAGCCAUGUUCAGCACAGCACUCUUGGCAUCCUGGGAGUUGUAGUCUUACAGGUGUUGAAGAACCCAAUAGUGUUUAUGGUGAUAGUGGGAAUUGUCUCCCAUUUUGCCUUGGGCCAGCGUAUCCCCGCUGUGUUGUCGGAGUUCAUAGACGGCCUGGCCAACUCCUUUGGAGGCGCAGCCUUGUUUUACCUAGGCCUCUCUAUGGUCGGCCAACUUAGAAAACUAACCAGAGACACUGGAGUUGCCUUGAUACUUCUCAUCACAGCCAAGCUCCUGGUGAUGCCCCUGGUCUGUAAAGACAUGGUGGAUAUUCUUGACGUAGGAGUCAACAGCACGAGUGCCAACCACACCAGUUUGUCCAACUUUGCUUUCCUAUAUGGAGUCUUCCCCACCGCACCUAGCGUGGCCAUCUAUGCCGCACACUACAACGUGGAGUUAGAGGUGGUAACAUCAGGGAUGGUUAUCAGUACGUUUCUGUCUGCACCGAUCAUGUACGUGUCGGCCUGGUUAUUAACAAUCCCGCUAAUGGACCCGACCCCGCUGGUGACGGAGCUUGAAAACGUUAGCUUCAACAUCAGCAUUGUCAGCCUUCUAGCACUGGUGUGGACCAUCGCUGUGAUGUUGCUCAGCAGGAAAUUUAACAGACUUCCUCACCUCUUUGCCUUAAACCUUUUCCUGGCUCAGUUCUUGGUGUGUGUCAGUAUGAUCCUGUGGAACUUCCUUGUGAAACAAGAGGAUAAUCUGCUCGGCAAAAUUCUCACCUUCACACUGCUCUACGGGUCUCUGUACAGCACCUACAUUUGGACAGGCUUAAUCCCUCUGUGUCUGGCUCUGACUAACAGAGAUGAUCUGCUGAGACUCCGACCAGGAGUAUUCAUGAUUCUGGGUUGGGGGGUGCCCUUCCUCAUGGUCGGAAGUCUUCUCAUAUCAGGAGAGAGGACUGAAACCAUGGACUCUGCCUUCUUCUAUGGCAGAGCUCAGAUAAUCAGCACAGCAGUGGUGCUUGCAGUCAGUCUGGUGCUUGGUGCAAUAUCUCUGAUGGGUCUCAGCCAGGGAGACAGGGAGCAGAGCGGCUACCAGGCCCUGAGCAGAGCUGCAGUAACAGGCAUCAACGAUGAGCUGAGGACCCCUGGUGGCUUGGAGGAUCCACAACAACCACAACAACAGACACCCACUGCAAAUUCACCUGCCUGCAGCAUCAAUUCAGACCUCCACAGUUUCUCUCCUGUCCAGACCAUACCUGACAUGAUAGCCAGCACACAAAGGGAGCACACAAACAACACAGGCCACAGUGGGGCGCUGUGUGACGGGCAGCACCAGAGUUCUUCCUCCUCAGAGCAACCGCUAAACCUGCCGCCACCUGGGCUCCAACCCACCGAUGAUAAACAGACGGUCAGACACGUCCUGCUCUGUCUGCUGCUCAGUGUCAGUCUGCUAGCGAACCUGUCCAGCUGCCUGUGGUGGUUGUUUAACAAAGAUCCAGGAAGACUUUACCUCGAACUACAGUUCUUCUGUGCCGUGGCAAACUAUGGACAGGGUUUCCUGUCCUUUGGGAUCUUUGGUCUGGACAGACACCUCAUCAUCUUGCCUUUCAAGAAAAGGUUGCUCGGCCUGUGGCACGGCAGGGACAGUGAGGAUCUGAGUCCCUCAAGUGUACCAGAGGAGGUCAGGCUCACCUGCACCCAGUUUGUCCGCUACCACAAAGAUCAGUGUGUACAAGACAUAGUACACACACGCAGUGGCUCAGGGGAGAGUGUGAGCGCUUCGACAGGUGAAUCCUUCCUCUGAUAAUGACAGGUUUGGUGGAGGAGGAGGAGGAGGACUAGAGGAGGAGAGUGGGGUCUUGAGACAUACCCCCUCCCC
Molecule: messenger RNA, 2544 nt
Organism: Seriola dumerili (greater amberjack)
Lineage: Eukaryota; Metazoa; Chordata; Actinopteri; Carangiformes; Carangidae
Gene: gpr155b
Product: integral membrane protein GPR155-like
Exons: 20
Coding region: 118-2469 (783 amino acids)
Biological process (GO): transmembrane transport; G protein-coupled receptor signaling pathway
Cellular component (GO): membrane
Molecular function (GO): G protein-coupled receptor activity
Source: RefSeq, a predicted model, not a curated record